Molecule: messenger RNA, 3452 nt
Organism: Solea senegalensis (Senegalese sole)
Lineage: Eukaryota; Metazoa; Chordata; Actinopteri; Pleuronectiformes; Soleidae
Gene: ppp1r12c
Product: protein phosphatase 1, regulatory subunit 12C
Exons: 20
Coding region: 1-2106 (701 amino acids)
Biological process (GO): signal transduction
Cellular component (GO): cytoplasm
Molecular function (GO): protein kinase binding; phosphatase regulator activity; enzyme inhibitor activity
Source: RefSeq, a predicted model, not a curated record
AUGGGGGACUCGGCGAGGACCAAGCGGCGGGAGCAGCUGAAGCGCUGGGCCGGCUCCUGCACGGACAAAGCGUCCGCCGUGCCCCGGCGGAGGUGGCCGGGCGAUGCCGAAGACUGCGAAGGGGAGCUGGUCGAGCCACCGAGGGAGCAGGCAGUGACUGCGGUCUCGGAUGAAGUCAGCCCCCUCCUCAAACGACGGAAAUGCGUGAGGUUUGACAGGGCUGCAGAGUUCCUGGCUGCCUGUGCUAGUGGGGACACAGAGGAGGCCCAUGUGAUGCUAAAAGAGGCCAAAGAAUCCAAUAAGACCAACGGUGAAGAUGUGGGAGACAUUAUCAAUUGCUCUAACGCAGAUGGAAUCACAGCUCUACACCAGGCCUGCAUAGACGGCACCAUGGAGAUAGUGACGUUCCUUUUGGAGCACGGUGCGAACGUGAACCAGGUUGACAGUGAGGGAUGGACACCGCUGCAUGUCGCUGCCUCCUGUGGCUACCCUGAGAUUGCAGAUUUCCUUUUGCAGCACGGCGCUUCCCUGUCUGCUGUGAACUGUGACGGUGAUGUUCCUCUUGACAUUGCUCUGGAUGAAACAACUGAGUCUCUUCUUCAGCAUUACACUCAGAAACAGGGUGUGGACUUGGAGGCAGCUAAGCGGAUGGAGGAGGAACAAAUCAUGAAAGACGCCCGCAAUUGGCUAACUGAUGGUCCACCUGCUGACGUCCGACACCCCAAGACCGGGGCCACCCCACUGCAUGUGGCUGCAGCCAAAGGCUACUUGGAGGCCUUAAAAAUACUGUGUCAGUGUGGCCUGGAUGUGUCAGCUGUGGACUUUGAUGGCUGGACACCUCUCCAUGCAGCAGCACACUGGGGUCAGGGGGAGGCUUGUCACAUUCUUACUGAACACCUGUGCAAUAUGGAAUCCCGCAGCAAUGCGGGUCAGACGCCAUUUGACGUUGCUGAUGAAAGUGUCGAGGAACUUCUGGAGGAGCUUUCACAGAAACAAGCGAAUUGGCGUAAGGAACAGUCCAAUCUUGACAGUAAAAACCAACAACCAUCCACUGCAAAUGCACAAAACAGAAAGCGGAGGAGCUCGGUGUGCAGGAUGAGCAGUAAAGACAAGAUGAACGUGCAGGACCAGUCUAAAGAGAGGGGCGUCUCUGGAGACCUGGAGCUGAGCGAAGAAAAAGACAGCAGUCCCGAAAGCUCUAUCGUGUCUAGUCCAGACACUGAGAGUGUGGCCACGUCUACAGUGAGUCCAGCUGACAAGACACCAGAGGACAAAGACGACGAGGAGAGGGAGCAGGACAAGGCAAACCGCACGGCAAGAGUCCAACCCACGCCUCAGACCAGGGACGCCAACGCUGAGAGUCCCAACAACCCCAACGCUGACAGGCGCAAGUUCCAGGCUCCAGUCAGAGACGAAGAGUCUGAAUCUCAGAGGAAAGCUCGCUCUCGGCUGAUGAGACAGUCUCGCCGCUCCACACAGGGUGUGACUCUGACAGACCUGAAAGAAGCAGAGAAGGUUGCGGCGAAAGCUGCGGAUCCUCCGGCUCGCACCGUCCAGCCCGUCAGCCCCAUAGUCACCGUCACACCUGCUGAAAGGGAGACGGACGCGGUGAAGCAGGUGGAGCAGGACGGAGACAGGCGUCUGGCAGUGAAGGACAGGAGGAGAGGCAGGAAGGAGAGACGCUCCACUGGUAUCGUUCAGCCGGGAGACAAUGAAGAUGAGGACGGUCAUCUGGAAGAAACACUCAGUAUUAGCACUUCUGGUGAGACUCACCUGGGCGACUCGUCGGCUGACUACAGAACGCUGUACUUGAAGGUACUGCAGGAGAACCUGGCUCUGAAGGAGAAGGUGCAGGAGAUGGAGCUGCUCCUCAGCCAAAACAAAGUGGAGCUGGAGAGACUCCGACAGGUUCGGCAGAAUCAAGAGAGCAGCACAGACAGACCAGCCCUGCUGGAGCUGGAGAGAUUUGAGAAGUUGGCCCUCCAGAGGAGAGCAGUGGAACUGGAGGACGAGCUGAAGGUUCUGGGCGACCUGAGAUCAGACAACCAGAGGCUGAAGGACGAGAACGCCGCUUUGAUCCGAGUCAUCAGCAAACUCUCCAGAUGAACCUGGAAAAAAAACUACAACCCUGCAACGAGAUAAAAAGUAUUAAUGGGAUUUCUGUUUUGUCCAAGAACAGAGAAUCAGCAUCAAACACCUGCAGAGCACAUUCAACAGUAACUGAGAGGAAAGAUUUCAGGAUUAGUAGCUUGUUUUGGGCCUUUUUCUUUAUGAUUUGGCAAAUCUACUGUACAACAAGCUGAAGUGCUGCACCUGCUGUGGACUGACGGGAUGUUCCUGCUCGCAUCCACUUUUAUAUUAUUUUACAUUUUUAUUAUUAUAUUGUUGUAUUUUUAAAAAAGGAGAAACUGGAAAUAUUUGAUGUGCUUUGCUUCUGCAAGACUUUGUAUAAAGAUCUGUAUUAUGAGACUUAAAGCCACGCACAGUGUGGCUUCACGCCUGUUUCACAUGUUAAACUAAAUGCCAGUUGAGAGUGGAGGAACCUUUAUUUUGAAGCCAUGGGUUUCAUGAUUUAACCGUAAAUUUAGUGAUCGAGUAAUAAUGGAGUAAUCGUUGCAGCCCUAAUUGAACCAUUAACUCCUCAGGAAAAUGUCAAUUUCUCAUAGACUUCCAUCCAAAUACAGUUCCUUUUGCAGCUAGUGGAGAUUUGCCAUUUGUGUCAGUUUAAGUGGGAUUAUAAUUUAUAAUUUACCAAAUGGACACGACUUUAAACUUGUGGUUGAGACGUGAACUGCUCAGGAGAAUGGUUACUGACGUUUUAGAUCGAGCUCAUUUUCCUUUAUCAAAUUCAAGUGGAGCUCGAGAGGAGUCGCCCCCUGGUGGCUAUUCUAAUAUAUUCUUGCUUCCUGAUUGAAGUCCUUGAGAAAAAAAGACUUUUUAAUGUUUUAUGGUCAAACAGACUGAAACCUUAAGAUCCAGGUUAUAUGCACUGGCUAGAUUUGUAACCACACAAAUCUCCAGUCUUCACAUCAUGCGUAUGUUUUUAUUCACAAUCUGUGUUUAAUCGUAACACGUAAGUCUGCUGUUUUUUUCCAAUCAAGGCGAUCAUGAAUUAAGAAUAUAUUGAGCAGCCACCAGGGGGCGAACUCACACCUUAGAAAUCCACGGGCCUCAUUUUGAACGUGAAUGUGCAAAUCGUCGUGUUUCCAUUGUGAGGAAAAAUGACAAUCUGAGUCGCCUGUCUCCACAACAAUUAAGAUUUCUUGUUUCAUUAUUCAUCGCUUGAUAUGAAUCUACAUUACUGUACAACAAUGAUUCAUCCAUUCACUUGUUGUAAAUGUAUUGUUUUUCUUACUUUAUUCGUUGUUUUUUUCCCAAACUCUGUUUUUGUUUUCAUGGAGUACAAGUACAUGAAGAAGGCACCCUGGAUGUAUUAUAAGAACUGGAAAGAG